Anoplopoma fimbria (sablefish) is the source of this 7048-nucleotide messenger RNA. RefSeq names its product castor zinc finger 1 (gene casz1). The transcript is spliced from 20 exons. The record is from RefSeq and is a predicted model, not a curated record. Bases 11 to 5989 code for a protein of 1992 amino acids. Gene Ontology annotation, cellular component: nucleus. Gene Ontology annotation, molecular function: DNA-binding transcription factor activity, RNA polymerase II-specific; RNA polymerase II transcription regulatory region sequence-specific DNA binding. NCBI's taxonomy places the organism in Eukaryota, Metazoa, Chordata, Actinopteri, Perciformes, Anoplopomatidae. Gene Ontology annotation, biological process: regulation of neuron differentiation; positive regulation of transcription by RNA polymerase II.
GAGUAAUAUUAUGAAAGUUACAUGUCUGAGAGGAUUUAACUUCGACUUCCCUGAAUAUGCUGAAAGGAGUUUAUGCACUGAAACGACCUCAGGAAAAUCCAAGAUGGCCGCCAAAAGGAAAGGUGGCCUAAAACUCAACGCUAUCUGUGCCAAGCUGAGCCGUCAGGUGGUGUUUGACAGCAGCUCCCAGAAUGCCGAGGGAGACCAGAGUGUGGCAGAAAACAGCGAGCGCGGCAGUUCCCACUACGACGACAAUGACACCAACUUCCCAGAGGGCCUGAACCUCACUCAGAGUCUGGAGGAGGACCAGAAGAGACGCGAGGCCAUCGAGAAGUGGGUGAACGGCGAGUAUGGCGACGAGCCGCCAGCCCCCGUCGGCGAACACGACGAGCAUGAACUCAAAGUGGGCAACGAGGAAGCCGGCCCUCCGGAGGGCGUGUACAUGGUUCACCCCACGGGCUGCAGCGAUGACGAGGACAACGCCGAGGAGGCCGAGCCGGCCGCCGGCUCGCAGGAUGGCAGUUUCCAUGACGACAAAGAAGCGGAAGACAGGCCUCCAAAAGAAACCACGUACAUGCCACCACGUGAGGCCCAGAGAGAAGCAUCUACCCUGCGAGACUAUGCAGCCAACACCAUGAAUGAAUUUUUGGGAAUGUUCGGUUAUGAUGACCAGCAGGUAAGGGAUGAGCUGACCAAGAAGAGCAGCUUUGAGAAGCUCAAAGCCGCUACCUCAGACCCCUCAUCCCUCAGCACUGAGGAGGCCUCGCGGCGUGCCCGCUUCUCAAAGUACGAAGAGUACAUUCGUAAGCUCAAAGCCGGCGAGACUCUUCCUUGGCCCAUGCAUGCUUCCCCACCCAAACCAGAAGACCUCAACCCAAAACUUGCCCAAGACAAGAGCGCUACCAUGCUCCAGACCUCUGGGUGCCUCCCAGGGGCCGAGGCACAGAUCUACCCCCAAAGCCUGGAGCACAAACAGCCAGGAGGACCUCAGCUGGGCACUUCUCAGCCACCGAAUCCCUCUCACAUGCAGAACAUGGCGUCCCGAGCCUCCAAGUAUGACUUCUUCAUUCAGAAGCUGAAGAUGGGUGAGAGUCUACAGCAGCAGAACGGCAAUGCUUACAAGCGACCCUCCAAGUACGAUCUUGAGAACGUCAAGUUUCUGCACCUCUUCAAGCCUGGCGAGGGCAACCCUGACAUGGGCGGCGCCAUUGCCUUUAAGACUUGCAAAGUGGGCCGCCCUUCGAAGUAUGACAUCAGAACAAUUCAGAAGCUGAUGCCGGGAAAUCACGAGGCCUCAUUGAUGCCCAACAUCCUUGCUACAGCACCAGGGAACCCAGGAGCUCCCGGGCUCACGAUGGACCAGACAGGACAAAUAAGCUUCAACGCCGCUGACUACCUGAAGUCCAGCUUUUCCAAGACUGACUCCAUCACCACGGGCACUGUGUCCUCUGUUAAGAAUGGCCUGCCACCGGAUAAACCCGCCAGCGACGACAUCAACCUCUACCAGAAAUAUAUUGCCAGGUUCUCUGGGAGUCAACACUGUGGACACGUGCACUGUGCCUACCAGUACAGAGAGCAUUACCACUGCAUGGACCCUGAGUGUAACUACCAGAGGUUUACCAGUAAGCAGGAUGUAAUCAGGCACUACAACAUGCACAAGAAGAGGGACAACUCUCUGCAGCAUGGCUUCAUGCGCUUCAGCCCUCUGGACGACUGCAGUGUCUACUACCAUGGCUGCCACCUCAAUGGAAAAAGCACCCAUUACCACUGCAUGCAGGUGGGCUGCAGCAAGGUGUACACCAGCACCUCCGAUGUCAUGACCCAUGAAAACUUCCACAAAAAGAAUGCCCAGCUGAUCAAUGACGGCUUCCAGAGAUUUCGUGCCACUGAGGACUGCGGCACGGUCGGGUGUCAAUUCUACGGGCAGAAGACCACUCACUUCCACUGCAGGCGCCCAGGAUGCACAUUCACCUUCAAGAACAAGUGUGACAUUGAGAAGCACAAGAGCUACCACAUCAAGGACGAUGCCUACGCCAAAGAUGGCUUCAAGAAGUUCUACAAGUACGAGGAGUGCAAGUACGAGGGCUGCGUCUACAGCAAAGCCACCAACCACUUCCAUUGCAUCCGCUCAGGCUGCGGCUUCACCUUUACCUCCACUAGCCAGAUGACCUCCCAUAAGCGCAAGCACGAGCGCCGGCACAUCCGCUCCUCCGGUGUCAUGGGCCUCUCCUCCGCCUACAUGGUGCCGAAGGAUGAGCAAGAGGAGUCGAGCAACGACGACCUGAUGGACUUCUCCACCAUCAGCAGCAAGAACUCCAGCCUGAGUGCCUCGCCCACCACCCAGCAGUCCACCACUGUAUCGCACCUGUUGGCCACGCCCACCACCGCUGUCUCCUCCUCCUCCUCUGCAUCGGGCCACGCCCUCAAACAAACAUCCUCGCUGCCCGGCGCGGGUCAGCGGAUGUCCAGCCUGCUGUCCCAGGCCCUGCCCAGCAACAUGCCGGUGGCCCUUGCUCUUUCCAACAGUGCCCUGGCGGCCUCCAACCCGUUCUUCCCCCUCAUCCCCAGGAUGUCUCUCCAACCGCCUCCUCCGGCCGCCAGCCUGAUGUCAGCUGUAUCUUCCGGGGCUCACUCCAUGCCCACCGACUCACUGACCCAGGGUUUCUCCACAUUGGGUGCGGACGGAGCAAUGGCCUCGACCCCAACAUCAUUCGCCACCUCCUCCAUCAUGGAGAAGAUCUCGGCAAGCAAAGGUCUGAUAUCCCCCAUGAUGGCCAGACUGGCGGCUGCUGCCCUGAAGCCCUCCAACAACCUCAUCACAGGGAACGGGCAGCCGGCUUCAGCGAGCCAGUUCAAUCUGGUUCAAGUGAAGCAGGAGCCAAUGGACGUCCACUCUGGGGGAAACCAAGACUCGGCGCAGGAGCACAGCCUGGACCUGAGCAAGAAAGACCACAGUAAUGAAUCAAACGGACACCCUGUACCAGGGAAUACAUCUCUUUUAUCCUCGCUUAUGAAUAAGAUGUCACAGGUGAACCCUGCCCUGUUCAACGCCAUGAACCUGAAGACGGAGCUGGAGGCAGGCCAGGGAGGCAACAGCUCGGAGGCGGCGCACUAUCUGAACAGAGUGCUGAAGAGGCCCCUGCCAGAAAAAUCCACUGAGAUCUGGAGGACAUACCUCCGCAGGUUUGACACGGAGGACUUCUGUGAGGCUCAGUGUGACUUCCUACAGAAAGUGCACUUCCACUGCAUGGUAGAGGACUGUGGUGCGCUCUUCAGCACUGUGGAUGGGGCAAUAAAACAUGCCAACUUCCACCUCCGCGCCACCUUUAAAGUGAAGUCAGAGCCUCAGUUCGGUGAGGGCAAGGAAUCCGGUGAGGGAGCCUCGCUGCAGCCUGCCGCCCCCGUCUCUAUGGCCAACAAUCCCUCCAUGGAUGUGGCCCACCUCACCUCCUCUGGCGGCUACAGCUCUCCUCCUCCCUCCCUGCUGGCCUGGAAGCAGCUGACUGGCAGCAUCCCUCAGAUGCCGGCCUCCAUGCCCAACCUGCCGGCCAACUCCCCUCUGGCCACCACCUCUCUGGAGAAUGCUAAACCCCAAGUCAAACCUGGUUUCCUGCAGUUUCAGGAAAAUGAUCCCUGUUUGGCUACUGACUGUAAGUACUCCAACAAGUUCCACUUCCACUGCUUGUUUGGGAACUGCAAGUACGUGUGCAAGACGUCUGGCAAGGCCGAGUCCCACUGUUUGGACCACAUCAACCCCAACAACAACCUGGUCAACGUCCGCGACCAGUUCUCCUACUACUCCCUCCAGUGUCUCUGUCCCAACCAGCACUGCGAGUUCAGAAUGAGGGGCCACUAUCACUGUCUGCGGCCCGGCUGCUUUUUUGUCACUAACAUCACUACCAAGCUGCCAUGGCACGUCAAGAAGCACGAGAAGGCAGAACGCCGCGCCGCCAACGGCUUCAAAUAUUUCACCAAGAGGGAGGAGUGUGGGAGGCUGGGUUGUAAGUAUAACCAAGUCAACAGCCACUUCCACUGCAUCCGCGAGGGUUGCCAGUUCUCCUUCCUGCUCAAGCACCAGAUGACCUCGCACGCACGCAAACACAUGAGGCGGAUGCUUGGGAAGAACUUUGACAGAGUCCCAUCCCAGGUGAUGCCACUGAGUCAGAGGCCAGAUGCAUCUGGCAUGAUGGGAACCCAUCCUGGCAUCAACUCCUGCUUCUCGUCCUCCAUCAUGGACGAGACCGAUGACUACAUGGACUACAUGGGAGGAGGGGGCAGCCCCUUGGGCCUCUCCUCCGAGUCCUCCAACCAGGACCGGAGCUGCAGCAGCACACCUGUAGGCAACGAUGGUUCUCCAGCAGGACAAGGCUGGCCUCCCACCACUUCUGCUCCUACCACCCCUGCUGACACUAGCGCUACCCAAAAUGCACCUCCUUCUUCCCCACCUCCUCCACCACCACUGCCACUUCCUCCUCCUCCCUCCGCUCUUCAGCCUGGCUUCCAGUCCCAGGCCCCAUCCCUCUCUCCUGCCCUCCUCCGACCUCCUCUGUCCUCACUCCCAUACCUCCUCUCUCCAUCCUGUCUGUCAUACUCUCUGCUCAGCGCCUCUCUGGGAGCCACUCGGAGUGUUGUCAUGCCAACCAACACACCAGCUUUCAGCUCCAUCAUUGCCACUCCGUCUCCGGUUAAAAAUGACGUCCCUAUAGUGCAGGAUGCUGCAGGCAACACCAUCUCCAUUCCCACGGCCACCGGUGCAAAGAAGCGCUUUUGGAUCAUCGAGGACAUGUCACCGUACGGCAAGCGCCGCAAGACCCCGUCGUCACGCAAGAUGCUGGAUGAGGGGAUGAUGCUUGAGGGCUUCAGGCGCUACGACCUCUACGAGAACUGCAAGGAUCCAGGCUGCCAGUUUUCUCUGAAGGUGACCCACUACCACUGCACACGUGAGAACUGUGGCUACAAGUUCUGCGGCCGCACCCACAUGUACAAGCAUGCGCAGCACCACGACCGGGUGGACAACCUGGUGCUGGACGACUUCAAGCGCUUCAAAUCCUCCCUCAGCUGCAACUUCCCUGACUGCCAGUUCUCAGGCAACAGCACCCACUUCCACUGUCUGCGCUGCGGCUUCCGCUGCACCGACAGCACCAAGGUGACGGCCCACCGCAAGCACCACGGCAAGCAAGAUGUGAUCACCGCCGCUGGCUUCUGCCAGUUCAGCUCCAGCGUUGAUUGCGAGGUUCCCGACUGCAAAUAUAAGCUCAAGUGCUCGCACUUCCACUGCACCUUCCCUGAGUGUAAGCACACGGUGGUGGGCAUGUCCCAGAUGGACUCCCACAAGAGGAAGCACGAGAAGCAGGAGCGCGGUGAGCUGCCGUCCGUGUCGCCCAAACAGGAAGUAAUGCACCACCUGGGAGGAAGUGUGUCUACGGUCCCUCCAAUCUCCAUGGGCCUUUCCUCUUCUUCACCCAGUGGCGUCCACGGUUUGUCCCGCAGCAUUAACAGCAGCGCUCCCUCCAUGCUCUAUCCAACAGGUGGCAUCGGGUCAGAGUAUAACCACCUCUACCAGCCGUCCUCCAUCAGCCUGGACGGCUCCCUCAACCUGGGCACCGACACCAGCAGCUCCCUGUUCUUCCUGAAGAAUGCCGCCGGUCUGGGUCUCAACGACUCACUGGACCUCAGCAAGAAAAUGCACCAUGACGCGGCGCGAUCUGGCCACAACCCACCAACCCCGCUGGGUCUGCCGGCAGCUCAGGACGACACCACAGGAACAUCCGGAGAGGCAGAGGAUGACCUGUCGCCAGAGGAGGAGGCACACGCAGAGGAGGACGAGGAAGAAGAGGAGGACGAGGAAGAAGAGGAGGAGGAUGAAGCGGAGCUCAACUCUGACUCGAAUGAUGAUUCGAUGGCGGAGCCUGAUGGUGAAAAGGACAAUGGCGAGAGUUUUGAUGCUUCUGUUAACCACACUGAUUCUUCCCAACUGGAAAAGAAAUGAAAGAAAAAAACUACCACUGACCGUAGGGCCCGAAUAAAUACUCUGUGUACUAUGAACAAACAAAAAUGAAAGUGGCCUCAUUUAUCACGUCGAGAGACUUCAAAUGACAAUGAAAAAACAACAGCGUGGAGAAAAAAUGACGGCCCAAAAUGAUUUAUUAUGAUGUUUACAAGAUGACCAACAUUAUUAAUUCAAUUAUGCAUUAAAAAAAAAUAUGAACCGAGACACAGAAUUAGGCCCUGGUUUACACACGGGGCAGCAAUGUAAAGCAUUUUACUACACAUCAGUCUUUUUGUGUGCGUGCAUGUUUGACUUUAAUUUAUUUUAAUUUUUUUCACUUUUUUGUGUGUGGAUAAAAACAAAAAAAAUGUUAGAAAAACAAAUCUCUCUAUAUAACUAUAUAUGUAGGUGUGUGUGUGUGUGUGUGUGUGUGUGUGUGUGUGUGUGUGUGUGUGUGUGUGUGUGAACGACGAUAUACAAAAGGAAUUUGCUGGUACCGGCGACAUGAACUGCAGGGUCGUGGAUACAUAGAAAAAAGGGAGGUGAAUCACUAAGGGGAAACAGGAUGCAUUCAAACAUUUGAUCUUUUUUUCUGUACUAUUAUUAUUAUUAUUAUUAUUAUUAUUAUUAUGAGACACAGAGAGAAAAUGGAGUUACACUUUGCUUGUUCCCAUCUCUCUCAGAUGUUUUUCUUUGUUCUCAAUGACAUGUGGAAUUGACCAGUAAAUAUGGGGUCAGUCUUGGCAGUCGGGCCUCCAGCGAGCUGCCGGUCUCAACAGUUCUCUGACAUUCUGCUAGACUUGUUCAACUAGCACCAAAACCAAGCUCAGCCCUUGUAAUUUAACCCCUUUGCGGAGGAAUCAAGUUUGUGUGUGAAUAGUGCACUUUCAUAUUAGCUGACCACGAUGAUUACGAUGAUGAUAGAUAACUCAUAAGCAUAUUUAAAAAAAUAUUUUUGUUACCAUUUGCAUUUUUUGCAUUAUUAUGUUGUUUUGUUGUGUUGUUAGUCAGAAGCAUAUCGAUCUGUAAGCAGGCUAGGUUGUGAUUAACGGCCAGAGA